AGGCUCCAUGGCUGCAGGAUGGACUCUCAUCAGGACCAGCGACACCUCUCCCUGCUGCUGCCGUCGCCGGGGAGGAACCCAGGAACCUCCACCACGACGCCCGGCGUCCAGCUGCCCCCACGUCUAGCGGUGAUGGAUGCCAGCGUUCCUCUCUAGAAACAGCAGUGGAGAGCUUAGACAUCGCUUUUCCCAUCCAUGUCUCUCACUCCGAGUCGAAAGUCAUCCUCAAGCCACCGCAGGCGCUCUGUGGGGACCAGUGGUGUCAGCGGGAGAUAUUCCCACAGUGACACGGCCAGUACGCAGACGUACCCUGGGCGGAUGAGGGCUCCGGAGGGCAGCCCCAGAGCCCGGACCUAUCCCGGUACUCCCGGGACUCCCAGGUUUCAGUUAAAGCAUACGGCGUGCAGCGACAACCAUGGGAUCAGGCCGCCCACUCCGGAGCAGUACCUCACCCCGCUGCAGCAGAAGGAGGUGUCCAUACGACACCUGCGAGCCAGGCUGAGGGAAAACGUGGAGAGACUGCAACACAGGGAUUGUGAAAUAGAAGAACUGAGGACCCAACUGUACAAGAUGCAGGAGGACUGGAUAGAGGAGGAAUGUCACCGCGUGGAGGCUCAGCUGGCCCUGAAAGAGGCUCGUAAGGAGAUCCACCACCUGCAGGAGGUGGUGGAGUCCGUGAGGUCCAACCUGGGCGUCCGAGAACAAGACAAACACGAUCACAAGCCAUACCCGGGGCUGCAGGGGGCCCGGCCGGCGGGGAAGUCCCGCUCCUGCGGCUGCUCCCCGGCCAGCACCCUGACCCGCGGGGCCAGCUGCACCCGCCAGAGCAGCGAGGCCCUGCAGGUGGAGCGCGCCUCCAUCUCCGCCUCCACCUCCACCGCCCCCGAGCUGGGCGGAGCGCCUCGCCCCGCAGGACAGGCCCCCCUGCUGCUGGAGGCGGCUCUGCUGUCGGAGCCGCUGCCCCGCCAGGCCUGCCACCUCCGGGGCCCCCCGGCCGUGGCCCGCUCCUCCACCUACGAGCGUCUGUGCAGCGGGGGGGCGGUGCUGCCCGUGUCCCACUCCUGCCACACGCUCAGCAGCAGCUGCAAGUGCAGCGGACACCCCUACGUGCCCCACCACCACCUGUUCCUGCACCUGCCCCAGGAGGAGCCCCCGGUGCCGCCCUGCUCCGGCCCGGCCGCUCACACCAACCCCGUCCGGGUUCCUGCCCCGGAGAGGAGGCCGGAGGUCCGGUCCCAGGCCUGCAGCCCCACCAUGAGCUGGCUGUGCGAGGAGGGCGGAGCGGAGUCUCUGAGCGUCAUCUCUCUAGCCCCAGGAGACAUCACCCCCUCAGACCCACAGCUGUUUCCACCGUCUUUACCACUGCUGUCCCCCCCAGAGCGCUCCCUCAGCCUGGAGCCGCUGCUGCCGGACCGACCCCAGGUCCGGUUGGAGCCGCUCACCCGCCAGCCCCAGCCCGCUCGUCUGCUCCCAGUUCAGCCCAAUAACACGGGAGAAGCUGCAGGGGCCGAGGAGGGCGGGGACUCCCCGGAGCGCUGCCACUGGAGCCGCUACUUCCUGGUGGACCUGCUGGCCCUGGCGGUGCCGGUGGUGCCCACCGUGGCCUGGCUGUGCCGGGGCGUUCCCCAGGAGGUCAUGCCCGUGUAUCACAUCGGCUCUCUGCUGCGAGGCUGCUGCGCCGUGGCCCUGCACUCGCUGCGGCGCCAGGGCGCAGGCCGAGGCUGCCGGCGCAGCAGCGUGGACGGGACUACUACAAUCUGACACUUUCAGCCUCCUUUCACAUCAAUAAAACAAUGUCAGACCUCGGCAGAUACAACACUGGCACGGCUGUUGGAUCCCAACCCAGCGUUGGAUGUCUCCUCUGACGUGGGAACAAAUAAUUAGCUCUAAUGCUUUCAUUUCUCCGGUAUAAGUUCUGCUACUGCCUGCACUUUAAGUAGUUUGUCUCUUGACUGAAAUUUGCAUGCAAGCCACAAUUUCAGCUUCUUUUUCUGCCCUCGACAUCGGUUUCAAUGAGGCAAAAUAUACAGUACGCACCGUGAAAUGAAGAGGAAAUUACAUGAAGCUGAUACUCCUCUUUUUGGAUCACUACACUGGAAAAAAAAUGGCAUGGGAGUCAGAAUAAUAAAACCCCUUUGGCAUCAGUUACAUCCUAUAAAAAAAAUAAAAACAAUUAUAGUCAGCACUUAUUUGGCAAGUUUAAUAAUACAGAAUACAGAUUUAAAAAAAGAAACAUUUUUGUAUUUCAUUUUUGUAAUUCAGUCACGAAUAAAAUUAAAGACUAUAUUUUGAAAGCAGUUUAACCUCGUGCGAAGCGGAGCAUGUGCAUAGAGCCCAGUACUCAGGAGCAGAACAGAUUAACAUAUAUUUUUGUCAUUAAGCAGGCUUAGAAAAAGUGCAUGUGUUUUUAUUUGUUUCUGUCAUAGGACAUUUACCCGACACAUAAAUACAGGAAUGUGUUUGCAAAACUGCAGAGCAAACAAAAAAAAGAUGCAGCUUGUUGCAGGUUGUGACAGACGUUAUUUACGUAACGAAGAUCCAGGUCAAGCUCACGGGAAAAUGAGACUCUGCUUUUGGUUUUUUAAAGCUUUUUGUUUAUAGCAUUUGGCUCUAAAAAUAAGUGUGUGUGUGUGUGUGUGUGUGUGUGUGUGUGUGUGUGUGUGUGUGUGUGUGUGUGUGUGUGUGUGUGUGUACAUAGCUGAUGCCGCUGCUUCAGUCAUGGAAGCAGUUUGCUCGAGUCCAUAAUUCAAUAUUUCAACAUCUGUGAUGCCGUUAGCAGGAACUUGUGUUUUAAGGCUGAAACAUGCACUUUGUGCUCCACGUGAAUGGAUAAAUGUCGCGGUUUAAUGAAGAACAGGGUGGAUACAUUUUGUUUUUAUGUGCGAUCAAGAUGUGUGCAGAACCCUAAGUAAAGAUGAACAUUAAAGUUGUCUCAUUGCAGGCUGCUUUUUUACACCUGUAUCCAAU
Molecule: messenger RNA, 2967 nt
Organism: Cololabis saira (Pacific saury)
Lineage: Eukaryota; Metazoa; Chordata; Actinopteri; Beloniformes; Belonidae
Gene: snpha
Product: syntaphilin
Exons: 5
Coding region: 196-1761 (521 amino acids)
Biological process (GO): neuron differentiation
Cellular component (GO): mitochondrion; cytoplasmic microtubule
Source: RefSeq, a predicted model, not a curated record